ACUGCUUCAGUUUCAGUCAGGGAGAAACUCAGCAGACAGCGUCUUCUCUGACGUCAGCCACGUCGGAUUUCAAUAGUCCAAGAUGGCGGAGGUGAGCGGGCUGAGGAGCAGGAAUCAGUUCGAGUCCAACUAUAAAAGCCGAGUUGCUGACGAAGGCUUUAGUGGUGUGGACGAUGUCCCUAUUUUUCGGCAUAAGAGGCCUCCUUUAGCCAGGCCCGAAGACCUGGAAGAUGAAUUACUGCCCAGGACCAUGCCCUCAAAUGUGGGCAAAAAUGCCAGCUACACCCCAUCACCAGAUGAAGACUUUCAGGAAGAAGAGGCUGUGGUAGAGGAAGAACCCAGGCCCAUCCAGAUCGUCCAGGCCAAUGAAGAUGAGCACAGCUUUGAGCUGGACGUUGCUGCACUGGAGAAGAUCCUGCUGCAGGAUCACAUAAAGGACCUGAAUGUGGUGGUUGUAUCUGUGGCCGGGGCCUUCCGCAAGGGCAAGUCCUUCCUGCUGGACUUCAUGCUGCGCUACAUGCACAGUCAGAAGAGCAGGUCAUGGAUGGGAGGUGAUGACGAGCCCCUGACAGGAUUUACCUGGAGAGGAGGCUGUGAGAGGGAGACCACAGGAAUUCAGAUCUGGAGUGAUGUGUUUGUGGUCGACAAACCAGAUGGCAGCAAGGUUGCUGUACUCCUUGUUGACACUCAGGGAGCGUUUGACAGCCAGUCCACCAUAAAGGACUGUGCUACUGUGUUCGCCCUCAGCACAAUGACCAGCUCUGUACAGGUGUACAAUCUCUCCCAGAACAUACAGGAGGACGACCUGCAGCAUCUGCAGCUCUUCACAGAAUAUGGGCGGCUGGCAAUGGAAGAGAUCUACCUGAAACCUUUCCAGUCCCUGAUGUUUCUGAUUCGUGAUUGGAGUUAUCCUUAUGAACACCACUACGGCGUGGAAGGAGGCAAUGCCUUCCUGGAGAAGAGACUACAGGUGAAGCAAAACCAACAUGAAGAGUUGCAGAAUGUGAGGAAACACAUCCACUCCUGCUUCUCCAACAUCGGCUGCUUCCUGCUGCCACAUCCUGGCCUUGAGGUGGCCACAAACCCGUGCUUUGAUGGCAGGCUGAGAGACAUCAAUGGUGAUUUUAAGAGGGAGCUGGCCAAGCUUGUGCCUCUCCUCCUGGCCCCAGAACGACUGGUGGAGAAGGAGAUCGGAGGCAACAAAGUCACCUGCAGAGAUCUCGUGGAGUACUUCAAGGCUUAUAUAAAGAUCUAUCAAGGUGAGGAACUUCCCCACCCAAAGUCUAUGCUGCAGGCAACAGCAGAAGCGAACAACUUGACUGCAGUGGCAGGANNNNUCUCUUCUGUCAGUCGCACUCUCUUCCUCUGUCACAUACAGGUCUGCGGUGGGGACAAGCCAUACAUCGCCCCAGCUGACCUGGAGCACUUUCACGAGGAGUUUCGCGAGCACUCGGUGCGGUACUUCCGCUCUGUGAAGAAAAUGGGCGGUGAGGAGUUCUGCCAACGCUACCAGAACCAGUUAGAGUCCGAGCUGGAUGAGGCCUACACCAACUUCUCCAAACACAACGACGGCAAAAACAUCUUCUAUGCAGCGCGCACACCUGCCACACUCUUUGCAGUCAUGUUUGUCACCUACGUGGUGUCUGGUGUGACGGGCUUCAUCGGUCUGAGCACCUUAGCAGCGCUGGCUAACAUGGUCAUGGGCAUGGCCCUGCUGUCACUCUGCACAUGGGCGUAUGUCAGGUAUUCUGGAGAGUUUCGGGAGCUGGGAACGCUGAUAGACCAGGUGGCCGAGACACUGUGGGAACAGGUUUUGAAGCCACUAAGUGAACAUUAUAUGGAAGACAGCGUCAGACAAACGGUGGUUAACUCUAUCAAAGCCAGCUUGGUAGAACAGGGCUCACAGCACACCAAGUUAAAGACUCACUGAUGCUCUUCCUCCUCAUCAUGUUAAUUGCCUUGCUCAAAUGCGUUCAAUCCUAGAACAAUGGAACUACAUCAACAGCAAAGCUGACCACCCCCCUUCCUGCUGCCAUGUCACUGCCCUCUUUUUAAUUUACUGUUGUGGACCUGCUAGGCUUGCUGCCUGCCCUCCUCUUCAUCACCCCAGGGCAGAAACAACACGUUUGAGAGGACUGAACAGAGAGGCCGGCAGCGUUACCUCUCGCCUAAACAGGACCUGAAGGACAGUCGUCUUCCCUUGUGUGCCAUGACGGUUAUGUAAUAUACUGUAGGCUGACACAUGUUUGCUGGUAGCAGACUGCACUCACUUCAGGACAGAUCUGUGAUUCAGGGAAAUCUGACACUGCUGCAGCCAGCUGUUACCAGACACGGAUGCAAACUGAAGCACUUUUCUCUGCAUUUUUGUUUUGUUUUUGAGGCUGACAGCUCAGAGCUCAGUUUACUUUCUCCUCAGUCCGUUUAACAUCUAUGAGCAUAGGUGGCCUAUCAAUCCAUAAAACUAAGGAGAUGAUUGUUUUAUUUCAGUAAAAUCAGGAAACAUCUCACGACUUCACUCAAGUGAAAGUAAAUUGACUACUCUCAUCCUGGUCAGCAUUUGUAUAAUCAACAUCUGGGCUCAGGUUCCUCUUGGACAAAACCUCUGUAUCUCUUUAAUAUUUUGUAGGAAGCUUUGAACCUCUGAUUUUUUUUUUUUUAAUUUUUAUUUUAGAAUAGACAAGUUUUUUUGUGGACCUUAGUGUCUUGUAGCAGACCUGCCAGUGUUUGGCCUUCUGCAUGAUGUUAGGAGCUUUUAGUCCUGCUCUAAUCAUUUUCAGCCAUGUUCUCUUCCACCACUCUCUCUGUGUCCCCACAUGUUUAUGACCUGCAGGCUGUAGUUUGGAAGUUUAAUUAAUUUCUUGCUGAGACUUGGGGAAGAUCGAUGCAAUUCAUGUUUGUAGGAUGAAUAUGAAGUUGCAGCCAGCAGCGGCUUAGCUUUGCAUAAAGAUCAGAGGGGGUAGGGUGCUAGCCUGGAUACGAACCUCUAACAGCACCUGUGAGAUUCACUAAGCAAUAUGUUUCAUCUUGUUGGUUGUUUUUUUUAUAUAUAUAUAUAUUAAACUUAUUUUGUAGAUUUAACAAAAAAGUGACUGAACAUUACAGGUGCUGUUGGCAUAAAGACUGGAAAAGGGUAAAUGCCUAAGUUAAUCAGGUGUAGCUUUAACAGACAUGAGUGGUAUCGAUCUUCUCAUCUAAUGCUCAGCAAGAAAUUGAACUGCAUCUCCCAAAAUGGUUAAUUGUUCCUUUAACUGACAAGAAAUGAUUCUUUCUGCGUAUUUUUCUUACUCUACAGCUGAAUAAAUGUACAACUUGCUUCUCAGUCAGGUGGUGAGUAACUACAUGUUUAUUUUUCCAUCACAAUGGGAACCUGACUUAAAAUGCUGUUAGAUGAAAUUAAGAAACUUGUCCCUACUUAUAUUAUAUUCAACACACUGAUAGCUGCAUCACAUUUGUCUCAGCUCUUCUGCAUGGACAGAAGUAACUGUAACUUGUCAGUGGGAGUGUCCUCAUUAAAUGCUACAUUUUCUUAAGUUUGUUGGGUUUUUUUAUGAACUUAAAGUGAAUGGUGAGGUACAUUAGUUACAGUAAUACUUUGUUUUCAUUGUGAUGUGUUGGGCCCAGUUAGCUUCACAAGUCAAAAAAGUAAUUAAAAAUUAACUAGGAACACCUGUAUACUGGAAAUGGCAGGCUUCAAUUUUAGUUUUAAUAAUGAGCUUCUCUAUGGAUUUUAGUCAGAAAUGUU
Messenger RNA from Monopterus albus (swamp eel), 3742 nucleotides. Its product is annotated as atlastin-2-like. The record is from RefSeq and is a predicted model, not a curated record. Lineage: Eukaryota; Metazoa; Chordata; Actinopteri; Synbranchiformes; Synbranchidae. Gene Ontology annotation, molecular function: GTPase activity; GTP binding. The transcript has 14 exons. The coding region runs from base 83 to 1930 and encodes 615 amino acids.